Messenger RNA from Callorhinchus milii (elephant shark), 3105 nucleotides. It is a transcript of the gene foxj1b, whose product is annotated as forkhead box J1b. The record is from RefSeq and is a predicted model, not a curated record. The transcript is spliced from 2 exons. Gene Ontology annotation, biological process: regulation of DNA-templated transcription. Lineage: Eukaryota; Metazoa; Chordata; Chondrichthyes; Chimaeriformes; Callorhinchidae. Gene Ontology annotation, molecular function: sequence-specific DNA binding; DNA-binding transcription factor activity. Bases 111 to 1454 code for a protein of 447 amino acids.
AGAUCUGAAAUCGAUCCUCCCCCUCUCUGCCCCACCACCUCCUCUCACCCCAUCGCCCCGCCUCCCAGCUUUAAAAUCAACAACAACAACACAACAACAACAGUCCGCAAAUGCCUGUUCUAACCUCUCUGGAGAUCGCCACCAAGUUUAAGGAGAAUUGGAUGAUGCUUCACCCGGACGAUCAGGAGAACGUGAACGGGGCUGUCAAUCUGGACGACAGCCUGACCAGCCUCCAGUGGCUGCAGGACUUCUCCAUCCUCAGUGCCAACCUGGAGAAGCUCCCCAGCUCCAACCAUCACCAGAAACCGUCGCACUUCCCCGGCGCGGAAGCCCCAGCCUCGCCCACCGCGGGCGACACGGCUGCCACGGGGAUGCCCCUCAGCCUGGGCAAGCCCACCUCGGCCGCCACCGGGCACACAGCGCCCCCGCCCCUCCUCCUGCUGCAGCCCCAGCCGCCAGCCCCCAGCCCCCCGGAGGACGUGGACUACAAAAGCAACCCACACGUCAAGCCGCCCUAUUCGUACGCCACCCUGAUCUGCAUGGCCAUGCAGGCCAGCAAAAAGAGCAAGAUCACCCUGUCCGCCAUCUACAACUGGAUCACCGACAACUUCUGCUACUACAGGCACGCAGAUCCCAGCUGGCAGAACUCCAUUCGUCACAACCUCUCUUUAAACAAAUGCUUCAUGAAAGUGCCAAGACAGAAGGAUGAGCCUGGCAAAGGAGGAUUCUGGCAAAUCGAUCCGCAGUACGCUGACAUGUUUGUCAACGGCGUGUUCAAAAGGAGGCGGAUGCCGGCAACUCACUUUAGCACCCUCAGACAGAACAAACCACCGUCUAUGUCUACGUCUGUGCCCGAAGCCUCGUUGAGUCCAUCGCCUCAGACCUUUUUGCCUCACUCAGCGAACGGACACCCCACCAUGCGGUACAUGGCCAAUGGCCACAGCGACCAAAGCUUCGGCUUGUUGGACAACCAACGAACUGUGAGCAAACGCAAGCAAGCCUUGCCAAAGCGAUCGCUCAAGAUGGCCAGAGGUUCCAAGUCUCCGCUGCUGUCUCAGGACGAUAGGGAAGCCGAGUCCCUCAAGGGAGAUUUUGACUGGGCCUCGGUCUUUGAUGAUGUGUUCAACGUCAACGGGAGCAAUUUUGAGGACCUCGAUAUCAAUGCUGCGUUGAACUCGUUGGGAACAGACCUGGACCUUACUGUGCAAGGCCGACACAUCAGUCCUCAAUCUAAAUGGUGCGCCAUUGGGAUGGACCAAGUUCUCGCCGAAACCACCAGCCAAACUACGCAGUUUGAAGAUUUUACUUUCUUCUCAGAUCUUCAGAGGCAUCCUUGGGAGGAGAUGAAGGAAGAAUUCCAAGUGAACCCUUUGAACGUAGAUCAAGGCUUCAAUUUCUAUGAAGGUUUCUUCAAUGAAAUACAUCAGUGGGAAAGAGGGGAGACCUUUCUGUGACCGGGCUCCAUUUCCACCCCCACCCCACCCCACUCAAAUGAUGAACCCUGAAUCAUUUGCUACAUUAGCAUUAUUGCUCUUGUUUAUUGGAAAAUGUACAGCUUAUGUGAAGGUUCCUUUAUAUUGUUGAAGAAGACUAUUUGUUAUUUUUUAUUGUUUAUAAUUUUACACUGGAAUAUACCAUUUAACAGAGAAUGUCUGUCAUGGUCAAACAAAGUCUGAAAUUCCCAAUAGUUUUAGAAUCAUAGCCUCUGAUUACAUACCAGAUUGUACCACUUGUAAGGUGCAAACUGCUGCAAUACUUUUAGAAGGGAUUUGUUGUCAAAGCUAUCUGUUGUUUCAGAUCCUUUGUCUUUUAUUCAAAAACCGAAAAUGUCUCAGUUGCACUUGACACUUUGAAAGACCGUGUUGCUACAGUGAAAAUGUUAGACCGAUAGUCAAGUCAAGCAAAUGGAACUGGGAAGGCACUGGAUAUUGUACAGUCAAUUAAGAGCGAGCAGGAAUUUCACCCAAAGGAAUUUCUCUUCCCUGAAAUGUUUCCUAAAGACCAUUUCGUCUCUGUAUUGCAAAUGAAUCCCCCCCCACCCUCUCCCCCCCCAAAAAAAAUUGGAAGACUGAAACGUGUUGCACUUAAAGGAACUUUCCUCCUAAUCAAUUUUGGAAUUGCUUUUAGUUUUAAAACCUGAUUCCCACUUUUAUUGAUUUACUGCUGCCGUGUUUUGCCGUAUGAACUUUACGUUAGAAAUACAGAACUAAAACUUCAAAGCCUUUUUUUUAUAAAAUCUAGAAACAAUACACUAAUUUUCCACUUUUUCUUGACUUGACUAUUGAAUGAUUUGUUAGCUUUGCUUCUAGGGCUUCACAGAAUCAACAACUCUUACAGAAUGCAAGGCACAGGUCCGACCAUAUAUUUUUCCAUAAAGUACUUAUUUUAUUCAGAGAUGUACUAGUGUUAAAAGUGUAGUUUUGUGGAAUUGAUUUGGUGACUAACACGAGUGGGGGAAAAAAAAAAAAAAUCUCAUAACCAGAAGGGACAUGGGUAGGAUUUGAAACGAUUAUUUUUUAGGGGCUGGCCAUCAAUCAUGACAAACUCAAAGCCUGAAUGAUUGGACACCACAAAGGGCAAUUCUACUGGCUGAAAUAAUACCUUACAAUGAAAACAAGCAUCUGGUGCUGUCUCCAUCCAGCGUGGAACUUAACCGUUUAAUCAAGUCGUCUCGAAUCUAUGCAGAACUCCUUUCCUCCUUGUAAUGGAACUGCUGUCUUAGCACUGAAGUUAUGGAGGAUUUCCAUCCUGUGACUUUUUGCAAAAAAAAAAAGAGCUGUUAUUUAUCUUGGAAAAUGGAAUGAACAAUGUCCACUGAAAGUGUGUAACUAUGCCAAUCUCUUUAAUUCACCAAUUGCAGACUAGCGAGCUAGCGAGCCAGCGAGCGAGAGAGAAGAGAGAGAGAGAGAGAAAACAAAACUCAUCCAUAUUUGAACAGAACAGACACGUAGUCACUGUUAGAUGCUUGUUUUGUAACAAGAAAAGCGUGUUUGCUUGGGUUAUUCUGUUAUUGACCAAUGGAGCGAAUCACCCAUGUGUGCAAUCUCCCAUUUUCUACUAUGCUACAUGCCUCACUGCAAUAAAAAUUGUGGGGUUUAAAGCACA